UAGCAGUGAAUUGGUUUAAGUGUACAGUGUUCAUGUAAUAAGAUUUUCAUAUAAAGAUUGCAAGGAACUUGCUGUUAUGCAUAUGUGCUAUGAGCGGCCUGGCCUGGUCACCCCCUUGAACGGAGGCGUGGGGUACGAGAAGUGGGAGCGCGACCGCGGCGGCGGCGGUGGCGGCGGCGGCGGCUCCGGCGGCGCGUGGUCGGGCCGCGACACCCGGGACCGGGAGCGGGACCGAGAGCGCGAGCGGCUCGCCCGCGCCAACCAGAUGUCGCACGCGCACGCCGCCGAGCCGGACGCCUCGUCACUCUUCCCGGCACCAUUCAGGGUGACUGGCAACAGGGACCACGUGAGCCAGCAGAUCCAACACAAGCUUGGCGAUUACCAUCUCGCGCAGUCCCUCAUCGACGACCCCAGCAAAUCUAUCGGCAUAUACGCAGAGCCACCCAGUCCAGCGCCAUGUUCGCGGCGCGAGAGCGAGUUCAAAAAGCCUGCGCAUGCGCCGCAAAAUGGUCGUAUACACCAUCGGCAGUUUUACAACAAGAGCGAGGCGACAGGAUCAUCUGGGACGACUGCGCAUCGGCCGCCGCCUAUCCGGAUACCGAACGGUUUUCAAAAUCAGACCCCAUUGGAUAGCAGUCAACCGCCUAUAGAAAGCAUUUUAAAGGAGAUGAAAUCUCUGCCGACCCCCUUAUCAGUGAUAGCGGCUACGCCGCGCAAGGAGUCUGACAACAAGUUCAUCUUCAAUCCUUACACCAAUAAGGUGCAGGAAAAUCCACAAGUGACCAACGAUCUCAAAACACCCCUACCAAAACCCGGUUUAGACAACCGGAUAUCAAACUCACGGCGUUCAGUGUCACCUGACGUAAACAAGGAUCUUGGACUAUCUGAGAGUGAUGACGAAGUCGCGGCCACUACUACAAGUAUAGGACCGUUGCUAUCGCCCAUCGGCUCGGCCAGCCCCAGCUCCGGCAGCUCGUCGCCCUCCGACUCUGAGAGCGAGUCAUCGUCAGCGGAGUCGACGGCGGCCCCGCCGGCGGCCCCCGCGCCCGCGCCGCAGCCCGCGCAGCGCUCCUCGUGGAGCCUGUCCAACUUCGCGCCCCCGCAGGCCCAGCCGCAGGAGCAGGCCUACGACUCGGGGAAGGAGUUGAGGCAUGCGCUCGCGGAUGUCAAGGACAAGCCGAGUCCAAUCUCGGAUAUGUCAGACUCGGAAGCGUCGUCGCCGUCGCCGGUGGGCGCCCGGCGGCGGCGCUCGCUGGCCAACCGCGCGUCCACCGCCUCCAGCGACGACGAGCCGUCGCGACCCACUACGCAAACAUCACCACGUGUGCAGGCCUCGUUCACGGCGCCGCAGAAGCGCGGGAGGCCGCCCAAGGCGCGCACUUCGGAGGAGCGGCCCGCGAAGAAGAAGCGCGGCCGCCCGCCCAAGCAGCCGCCGCCCCUCGCCGCCGCCCCCGCGCCCGCGCCCGCGCCCGCCCCCGCCCCCGCGCCCGCGCCCGCCCCGGAGAGCGACGCGGAGCCCGACCUGCCGCAGCCGCACGCGCAAGACAACAAAACACACAUCUUCCGCAAGGUUUUUACGCCCAAAAAAGGCGACGAAUGCGGCGGGAAGGGCGGUAAAGGCGGCAAAGGGAAGGGCGGGAAGGGUAAGGGUCAGGUGACAAUCAUCGAGGUGCCCAUGACUCGAGAGUCGGCGGACGAUGAUGAGCGCAGGAACCGCGAGCGGUCCACUGAGAGGAGGAACGAGGAGGCAAUGGCCCGCGUGUCUCCCCCGCAGGAGCCGGAGACCCUCACCAGGAGGCGGGAGGCGGACAGGGUGGCCAACGAGAGGAUACAGGAGAGAGUGUCCCUCGAGCGGCCCGACCACCGCCGCUCCGACGACCGGCCCACGGACCGGGGCCCGGACCGGACCCCCCUCGACCGGAUACACACCGAGCGCACCUCCAACGACCGGAUACCGGAUCGGAUAUUAAGCGAGCGGUUGCCACCCGAGCGGGCGCUCAGUAACCGCAUGCCGGAUCGGACGAGUAGGGUGUCGGGGGUCGUGCCCGAUCGGCGGUCGAGUGAGAGGUUCCCAGGGGAUAAGGUGUCACUUGAGCGGCUUAGUAAACCUCACGAGCGGUUAUCUGGUGAAAAAGUAAUCGAGCGACAUGAAGAUAAAAAUAUGGAAAGACUGUCUGCAGAGAAGUUACCAAUUGAGCGUUUGUCCGAAGAUAAGACGUCGCUCGAGCGGUUGACGACUGACAAGGUUGGACUCGAACGUUUGAGUGCCGAUAAAGCGGGACUCGAACGGUUGGGGACCGACAAAGUGGGUCUCGAACGGUUGACGAACGAGCGGUACAUUCGCGCGGAAGCAGAUGUCGGCUCGGGACUCAAAUCGGGCCGCGGGUCUGAGAGACUCGAAGAGGCUUCCUCAAUUGUGUCGGGCGGUACGUCGCGCGCGCGGCUGGUGGUGCGCGUGCCGCUGGCGAAGCUCCGCGGCGAGCUGGUGCGUGCGCUGCAGCGGCCGCUGCAUCCGCUGCACGCGCUGCACUCGCUGCACCCGCUGCACGCGCUGCAUCCGCUGCAUCCGCUGCAUCCCAACAACGCUCACAACGCGCGCCGCCCGCCGGCCAAGCGUAGGCCUACACCGCAUCCGGACCAGGGCGCGGCUGUCGGCGCUACAAACCACGAGCGGACGGCGUGUGGACAGACGCCCAUCUACUUCUCGUACUUCGAGCGGUUGCCUGCCGACGCUCUCUCCGAUGAAGAGCGGGAUCACAAAUACUACCUCGAGGAGGCGACCCGGUUGCGUACCGCGGCGGAGCGGGAACAAGAGCCGCUGCCGCGCGUGAUGCUGUACCUGGAGUCGGUGCUCUGCUUCGUGCUGACGGGCCGCGUGCUGGAGCUGGAGCACGACACCAAGCGCGCCUUCACCAUCUACCGCGAGACCAUCGAGUACAUCAAGUCGAUACACUCGAUGCCGCAGCGGUUCAGAGCGUCGCCGCACUCCACGUUCAGCAAAUUAGAUAUACUGAGUCUUCGUGUGCAAGCCCUACUGUACCUGCGGAUGUUCAAAAUGUACAAUCGUGAAGUCAAAGAGUACAACAAGAUUGUACAAGACUAUCAACAAAAGGGCCGCGCGCCGUCCGCGUCGCCGCUGUCGCCGUCGCCGUCGCCGGCGGGGUCGGUGGGGUCUGCGGGCUCGGGCUCGGCGUCGUCGGGGUACUGCUCGCUGGCGCACUCGGUGCCGGCGCACGCGCACCACGCGCUGCUGCAGCUCACCAAGUACUACACGUUCCUGUAUGUGGCGCACGACCUCUGGGAGCAGGCCGACGGGCUCUGCCGCCUGCGGCCUAACCAAGACCUGUUCAUAGCUGUGGACCGCAAGUGCGGGCCGCUGUCGCUGUCGUCGACGUUCCGUCACCUGGUGCAGUACGUGCGGUACGCGAUAUCGCUGCUCAAGAACGCGCCGCGCGAGUGACCUCCGCCGCCCGCGCUGCGGCUGCUCGCGCGCCGCUGCGGACUCACUGUCACCGACCGCUAGGCUCCUAUCACUUGGACCACGGAACAUAUUGGCCUAUCAUAUUAUACGCACGCUUCAUAAUAAAAUGCAAUAACUCCAUUGAACGGUUAUACGAAAAUGGACUUUGAAAUUAAGGAUUUAAAGUUGAUUUUGGAUUAAAUGUUUUGUGAGUUAUGGCUACAUAAUAUUGAGCGUACGAAUUGAACUAGCUUAUUCAUAAAAACGUUAAACGUGUAAACUAUUUUAUAUGUUUGAUAAAAAGUGAGAAAACACUAGUUUUUAUGAAUAAAUGGUUUGACAUGGAGAUAUCGUAGUUACAGAUUAAUAUAUUGAUCGAUCGAUUGUUGUCCGUAUUUGACACGUUUGUUAACUAAUUAUGAACGAAUUGAACUAUUGAUGAUUGAUAUUUUGGUAGUAAAUGGUAUGAAAUCAACUAGAUUACCAAAAUCAACUCACAAUAUCAUUCGUUUGAUUGAAGAAACAUAGAAAUAUAAAAUAUUAGUUGGCUUCCGCGGAAUGCAACCUGUGUUACUCGUUGUUCAUGUACAUAGGUCUAACUGUAGGUGAUAGAAUUUUUAAUACAAGUAUACAAACAAGGAAAUAAACAAACUCAAGAAAGCAAACUUUAUCAUAUUAGUAUAGAUUAAUAGAAGUAAAUAUUUAAAUAU
Molecule: messenger RNA, 4170 nt
Organism: Achroia grisella
Lineage: Eukaryota; Metazoa; Arthropoda; Insecta; Lepidoptera; Pyralidae
Gene: lilli
Product: AF4/FMR2 family member 3
Exons: 21
Coding region: 77-3460 (1127 amino acids)
Biological process (GO): regulation of gene expression
Cellular component (GO): nucleus; super elongation complex
Molecular function (GO): DNA binding
Source: RefSeq, a predicted model, not a curated record